AUGUGCUGUUGUCCAAGCAGAGUUUGCAUGCUGUGCACUUGUUUGAUACUGGUGGUGGUUUUGGUGGGGCUUUUGUUUGGGUUUGGAGUGUUCAAGAAUGGCUUCCACAAGCUCAAAGAUACUGUGAAUUUCUGUGAUCCGAAUGUUCAUGGAUCCUAUUGUGGGUCUACUGGAAGACCCUUCUUGGGUUACACUGCACCUGCACCUUUCUAA
Molecule: messenger RNA, 213 nt
Organism: Prunus armeniaca (apricot)
Lineage: Eukaryota; Viridiplantae; Streptophyta; Magnoliopsida; Rosales; Rosaceae
Source: the annotation of a GenBank genome assembly